Daphnia pulicaria is the source of this 3242-nucleotide messenger RNA. RefSeq lists its product as uncharacterized. Bases 719 to 2338 code for a protein of 539 amino acids. The record is from RefSeq and is a predicted model, not a curated record. Lineage: Eukaryota; Metazoa; Arthropoda; Branchiopoda; Diplostraca; Daphniidae. The transcript has 9 exons.
UUUUUUGCCGCACCGCCAACUGAAUAUAGAAAAAAAAAAUUUUGUUUUAAUAGAAAAAAAAAAAUGAAUUGUAAAAGCUUCGACGAGAGAGCCAACAACAAGCCAAGAGUCAGACUUUCAUUUCGCCAUGUCGUGCCCGGUCUAUACUGUUGAUGGGAUGAGAUGUGUGGUAUAUGGCAAAAUAAGGGAAGAGAGCCGGUCAUUACGCAUCAGCAGCGUUAAUAAUAUACAUACAACGGGAUGAGAUAAAAGAUGAUGAGCACACACAGGCCGUUAUCAGCGACCAACAGCGCAUCCCGUCAACUCUCUCUCUCUCUGCCUCUGUUCGAUACAUUUGAAGGGGGGAAAACCUUUUUCUGAUUUAAAGAAAAAAAGGCGGUCAAGUGGCUGAAAAAACCGCCAUUUUUCAUCGGACUUGCGGACUCUCUCUGGCCCAGCAACGGUCAGUUAUUCGCCGCUUGGCCAUCCCGAAAAAAAAGGGGGUAAAGAGCACAGGAGAAAAAGAUUGAUGGAGUCAUUCGACAAAAAAAAGAAAAAGAAGAAAUAACACCACCGACACUGACACUUUGACGCAGAAACUUUUUGGCUGUCGACAAGUCGACUCCAUAGUGCGCACAGAUUCUAUUGUCCCCUCCGGGCGCUUGCUGGCCAUCAAAGAAACUGACACUGCAAAUCUGCAUUUUCAAAAAAACAAAAAAUCGCAGAGCCACAGAGAAAAAUGACCGGUAGUAUCGACGUGACGACGAUUCGGAUAGUUGUGUUCGCUUCGCUGUUCGGCGUCGCAAUCGUCUGCGUUGUUGCCGUCUGCGCUUUUCUCCUCUACCGGCGUCUGACGUCGACUAAUGGCGCAAGCAAAUGGACGCCCGCUACCACCGCCCGCAUCAAAAUCAGUGGCAGCCCGUUGGAUAGCGAGUCUCAUAUUAAAUUGCUGCAUCAACAGCCCCGUCUAGGCGGGUCCGGAAUGUCUCUGGCUGAAAUGAGCCCGCUGAUGCGUCACAAACCGUUGCGUGAUUCCCGGCAACCAUCCGAAGCCCAACAACAACACCGGAUGGGUGCAUGUAUUAGUAGCUGCAACGCUUUGGCGACGACGGCAAUAACCCAACAGCUUCAAAUGACGUCAUCUUCCGCGGGGUCAAGAAAAACCCUCGCCCGGCCGUUGAGCCAAUCGGCCUUGUACCUGGCACGACCGCCCUCAUCUUCGCAGAUGGCCCACCACCACCACCAGCAGACGUCGUUGACCAAUCUGGUCGGAAGCGGUUACAUCAGCAGCGAAGGCAAGAACGACAUGCUGGACAAUCAAGGGCAAGAGCCAGUCAAGAUGGACGAUUGGCAACGGACACCACCGCAACUAGAAAUCACUUUGGUUUACGUCUCCGCUUCCGCUCAGCUCCUGGUGCACAUCCACCGACUUUCGAAUGUGACACCGCCCGUCCGCUGCCCAGCAAAGGAGUCGACCGGCACUCAAGUCAAAGUGGUGCUGGAUGGGCGAAUCAAGCGAGCUUUCCGUUCCGCUCUGGUUGCAACUUCCGCCUCCACCUCCUCGGAGAAUUCAUCAUCCAUCCGUCAGCCGAAAUCUCAGCAGCCGCAGCAACGGUGCGCUCAGGUAUUCAAGUUCCCUGACGUCACGGCCGAGGAGCUGCUGAAUGGACGUUUGACCACCACCGUUUACCUGGGGCGAGGGCGCUGGAAAAGCGACAAGAAAAUUGGAUCCUUUAACGUCCGCCUCGGUGAAAUGGCGCUGGCUGACGGUGUGCCUCGUUCUCUCACCGGACUUUUAAUUCCGCAGAAGCAGCGAGCGGAUGAAAGCGCCGGACGACAGCCAGAUGAGAAGAAGAAGGAGAAGGACGCUCAGGCAGAGCCGUGUCGACCGAUGGCGGGAGCGCCCGAACUGGGCCAGCUUCUCAUUUCCCUUCGACACGAGCAAGAACAAGAAUCCGCCGCUGGGCGGCCAUCAUCAUCUCGACGCCUCAAAGUCCUAAUCCACCGAGCCCACGGAUUGCCGCCCACCAAAACCGUGUUUGAACCCGACUACAUCGUUGUGGUUAAUUCCUGCUAUCCGGACGGAGGAUCUGAAAUUAAAGAGACCAGCCCAGCCAAGGGAAAAGCUCCUGAAUGGAACCAGACCAUUGAAUUCGACGUAACCAAUCGGCCGAUCGGAUCAUGCUGGCUUCAUUUGGUGCUCAUUAGGAAGACGAAGAAGGGGCACAGUCCCGAUACGACUGUCGGUCACUUGACCCUCGGCGCCAAUUCGACUCCCGACGGUGAACGACAUUGGCAAUCUCUGGUCAAUGCUCACGACGUGGAAAUCACGCGGUGGCAUCGCCUCACUUCCCGCUAGCUCAAAAGCUAUAUUAAAUUCAACACAGUCCGCCAUCAUAUGUCUUACGACUAUCUCCAUUUCCUCAAGGCUCAAGUCAUCGUGGCUAUUACCGCACAUGUUUAUAGGGGCAAACUGAUGUCGUUCGAUCUCCGCCAGAUCAUCACCGACAAACGGAAAAACGGGCGACCGUUUCCAUUUUCUUUCGGCCUUUCUCUAUACAUUUUGGUGUUAUCUGUUCGAAAAGAGCCAAACCUUAAUUCGUUUAUUAUACUGUCACUGGGGAUUUACGUAGGCAAUAAUAGAUUGUUUUCAAUCUUCUAAACCAACAGAGAAAAUGGUUCAAAGUCAAGAAUACUUACAACAGGAUGUCAGUGGGGGGAAACCAAAGAAGAAGAUAAAUUUCCCAUCAUCAGAUACAAUGUAGUAUAUACACUCCCCUGGCUUCUGUCAAGUUUUAAGACCCGCAUAAUAUUUCAGAUUCAUCCCCACGAUAACAAACAUAUGCAUGCCCUAUAUAUUUAGUCCGUUCGGAGAGGUUGGGGAGAUGUAAAAUAAAUAGACGGAAUAGACGGAAAAGGUCAUAGACAGAUUGAAAUUAGAGGUCAGCUGCAGCAAUAGGAAACGCAUAACAUGUGUAAAUGAGACCGCGCUCUAAACACAAACGUAAUUGAACGAAAAACUCGUUUCAAACAAUUUCAUCUCGUUUAUAUGUGUAGUUAAGUGGCCUUCCAAUCAGGUCUGAAAAGGCCCGUAAAAAUUCGAAAACGACCAGCCACACAGUUUAUGUAGUAACACAAAAUGGUUUGCCUCUUAUUAUUGUUUCUAUGCGUAUUAUGCAUUUCUAUGUCAUCGCUCAUAUAAAAGAACCGUUGUGUGUUACCAUUUAAAAUGAACUGAAAUUUCAAGGUGGCGAUGGUGGGGG